Molecule: messenger RNA, 2076 nt
Organism: Chaetomium globosum CBS 148.51
Lineage: Eukaryota; Fungi; Ascomycota; Sordariomycetes; Sordariales; Chaetomiaceae
Exons: 2
Coding region: 1-2076 (691 amino acids)
Biological process (GO): NAD+ metabolic process; NADP+ biosynthetic process
Molecular function (GO): NAD+ kinase activity
Source: RefSeq, a predicted model, not a curated record
AUGUCCGGUUUCUCAAUCCACCCAGUUGUGCUGGGUCACCCCGCUGACCUCCCACUCCCACUGCGGCAGGAGCGUUACGACCCGGAAGUGGAGGGAGUUAAGAAACCGUCACCCGCCAACUCCGGUCCCUUCUCGCAAUCAUCCCGCGCAGCCCUCACACUGAAGCUGUCGCCUCCGGACAACGGUGAAGCGAGUUGUUCUCCUUCAUCAUCACCUGCAGAGGCCAACACCAACGCCAACGCCAACGCCAACGCCAACGCCGACAUCGAUCCCGACGCCGACAUUGCGACAGCGAGAACCCCCACCGCCACAACCGCAGCCACAGCCGCAACCCCAGUUGCAACUGGGACAACAGCGACAGGAAUCCGGGAUCAUGAUUUUGUCGCCGAGUCGCAGCCCACUCUGCCAACAAUAGGCACCCUGGCUCCGCUGGAUCUCGACCUGUCGCAGCUCACCAGCAGCCACUCCGUCCCCGCCACUCCCGCUCCCGCUCCCGCCAGCUUCGUUCCCCCCCGCGGCCACCGCAAGAACGCCCCCUCGAUCGAGUCUGUCCCGAGACAGACAAUCAUGAAAGCACUGGCCUCGGUAGCACGCAACAACAAGCCCCAAGCCCUAUCGUUGACCGGCAUGCUCUCCGUACACGGCGCCCAGAACGGCGCCGACAAUCGGCCUGGUUCGGCCUCCUCGCAGCAGCUCUGUGACGCCCUCAACGGCCUCGCCAUAGCCCAAAAUGCCCGUUCCGUUGCCGCCGAGACCCCGACUGCCGCUUUCCCUUCGCUCCAAUCGCCCUGCUUCUACCACAACCGCUUCGAUGACGCCGUCGACAUCGACAAGGUCCUCGAGGAGAUCAAGCACGACCAGUACAUGUCGCACUCGCGCUUGGUGCAGACGGCCAAGGUCGUGCGCGAGGUGGCCAGGCAGCUCCAGCGUCAGCCCAUCAAGCGCGCCGUCAGGAACGUUAUGAUCGUGACCAAGGCGCGCGACAACCAGCUGGUCCUGCUCACCCGCGAAUUGACCCUCUUCCUGCUGCAAACCCCACGCUACGGGUCCGACGUCGGUGUCAACGUUUACGUGGACGCCAAGCUGCGCCACUCGAAACGGUUCGGCGCCAGGGGGAUCACGGAUCUCGACCCGCGUUUCCAGGGAAUGCUCAAGUACUGGACCCCCGACCUGUGCUGGACCCAACCGGAGAACUUCGACCUGGUUUUGACCCUCGGCGGCGACGGCACCGUUCUCUUCACAUCCUGGCUCUUCCAGCGCAUCGUGCCGCCCGUUCUGUCCUUCAGCCUGGGGAGUCUUGGUUUCAUGACGAGCUUCGAGUUUGAACGGUACAAGGAGCACCUGAACCGUGUGAUGGGCGAGGAUGGCAUGCGUGCGAAUCUCCGGAUGCGCUUCACAUGUACCGUGUACCGCGACACCCCUGCGGGCCAGGAGAUGGAGGAGGGCGAGCAAUUCGAGGUCCUGAACGAGCUGGUCAUCGACCGCGGGCCGUCGCCCUAUGUCUCCAACCUCGAGCUGUACGGCGACGAUGAGCUGUUGACCGUGGUCCAGGCGGACGGCUGCAUCUUCUCGACACCGACUGGUUCCACAGCCUACUCCCUCUCCGCGGGCGGCUCGCUCGUGCACCCCGACAUCCCCGCCAUCCUGCUCACGCCCAUCUGCCCGCACACGCUCUCGUUCCGGCCCAUGGUCCUCUCCGACACGAUGCUCCUGCGCGUGUCGGUGCCGCGCAACAGCCGCGCGACCGCGUACUGCGCCUUCGACGGCAAGGGCCGCAUCGAGCUCAAGCAGGGCGACCACGUCACCAUCACCGCCUCGCAGUACCCCUUCCCCACCGUCGUCCGCACCGACACCGAGUGGUUCGACAGCGUCUCCAGGACCCUCCGCUGGAACGUGCGCGCCGCCACCCAGAAGGGCUUCGAUGCUGGCGGCGGUGGUGGUGCAGACGGCUCGGUCGAGGGUAGCGAGGAGGACGAGGCGUGGGAUAUCGAUACCGACUCGGCGUGCUAUGCUAGCGAGGAGAACAGCACCGCGGCUAGCCCCCUGAGGAGGCAGAUGAGCAUGUUUGCCAUGUAG